GUGCUCCGUUGAAUUCCAUCGCCGUCCAUUAAAACAGCAGACUUGGAAAAUACAAUAUCAAAGCGAGCUCAGUUUUACCUCAGGCUUGCGUGCUUAAUUCUCGUCAGGGAUGGCAUUUUCAUGCAGCGAGGGUAUCGAGAAACGCUCUCCGCAUGUGUAAGACACGCAUUUGCUGUGCCUGGCAAAACGGAACAAUUGGUGGAUAACGUUAAUUCUCCUCGUGACUUCAGUUGAGCUUAUUUCAUCGCCGGAAUACAGGACCUCGGAUGUGGUUUGUGUCAUGAGUCCCGCAGGGUGCUCCCAUGUGAACGGGUUCAAAGUGGACAACUGGAAGCAGAAUCUGCGGCUCAUAUACCAGUGCUUUGUGUGGAGCGGCUCUGCGAAGUCAUGUAUAUGUCACCUGUGUGGAGCUCAUUUAAAUCGGCUUCACUCCUGUCUCCAUUGUGUGUUCUUCGGCUGCUUCAGCAAGAAACACAUCCACGAGCACGCCAAAAACAAGAGACACAACCUAGCUAUAGACCUUUUGUACGGUGGAAUAUAUUGCUUUGUGUGCCAAGACUACAUAUACGACAAAGACAUGGAGCAGAUUGCCAAAGAAGAGCAAAGAAAAGCGUGGAAAUUAUCAGGUAUUGGAGAGAAAUAUUCAAUGUGGGAGCCUACAAAGCGAGAGCUGGAGCUGCUGCGACACAACCCCAAACGAAGGAAAAUUACAGCCAACUGCACCAUAGGACUGAGGGGUUUGAUAAAUCUUGGGAACACGUGCUUUAUGAACUGCAUCGUUCAGGCUCUCACACACACUCCGCUGCUGAGGGACUUCUUCCUGUCCGACCGACACAAGUGUGAGAUGCAGUCCAACUCCUGCCUGGUGUGUGAAAUGUCUCAGCUCUUUCAGGAGUUCUACUCGGGUCACCGCUCUCCUCACAUUCCCUUCCGGCUGCUGCACCUGGUUUGGACUCACGCUCGACACCUCGCCGGCUACGAGCAGCAGGACGCUCACGAGUUCCUCAUCGCUGCUCUGGAUGUGCUCCACAGACACUGCAAAGGAGAUGACAAUGGGAAAAAAGCCAACAACCCAAACCACUGCAGCUGCAUCAUUGACCAAAUCUUCACGGGAGGCCUGCAGUCUGACGUCACCUGCCAAGUCUGCCAUGGGGUUUCCACAACGAUAGACCCGUUCUGGGACAUCAGCCUGGAUCUGCCGGGGUCAUCCACCCCGUUCUGGCCGCUCAGCCCAGGCAGCGACGGCAGUGUGGUGAACGGAGACAGUCACCCGAGCGGAGCCACCACACUCACAGACUGCUUACGCAGGUUCACUCGACCCGAACACUUAGGAAGUAGCGCCAAGAUCAAAUGCAGCGGUUGCCAUAGUUACCAGGAGUCCACCAAGCAGCUGACGAUGAAGAGGCUUCCUAUCGUGGCGUGUUUCCACCUCAAACGGUUCGAGCAUUCGGCAAAGCUCCGGCGGAAGAUCACCACCUAUGUGUCCUUUCCUCUAGAGCUGGACAUGACGCCCUUCAUGGCCUCCAGUAAAGAGAGCCGGAUGAACGGACAGUACCAGCAGCCUGUCGACUCGCUGAACAACGAAAACAAGUAUUCUCUGUUUGCGGUGGUCAAUCAUCAGGGCACGCUGGAGAGCGGCCACUACACCACGUUCAUCCGCCAGCACAAGGACCAGUGGUUUAAAUGUGAUGAUGCCAUUAUCACUAAAGCCAGCAUUAAAGAUGUUCUGGACAGCGAGGGGUACUUGUUAUUUUACCAUAAGCAGUUCCUUGAAUAUGAAUAAUGGCGAUGCAGGAGUGGCCGAGUCAAAGCUGUGAAGGGAGGAUCAUAUGAGAAGAGCGUUACCACACACAGAGACACAGACAGACAGACACACACACACACAGAGACACACACACACACACACACACA
Sinocyclocheilus grahami is the source of this 1911-nucleotide messenger RNA. RefSeq names its product ubiquitin carboxyl-terminal hydrolase 22. Gene Ontology annotation, biological process: protein deubiquitination. Bases 281 to 1783 code for a protein of 500 amino acids. Lineage: Eukaryota; Metazoa; Chordata; Actinopteri; Cypriniformes; Cyprinidae. Gene Ontology annotation, molecular function: zinc ion binding; cysteine-type deubiquitinase activity. The record is from RefSeq and is a predicted model, not a curated record. The transcript has 13 exons.